Messenger RNA from Lotus japonicus, 1619 nucleotides. RefSeq names its product putative methylesterase 12, chloroplastic. Gene Ontology annotation, molecular function: methyl jasmonate esterase activity; methyl salicylate esterase activity; methyl indole-3-acetate esterase activity. The record is from RefSeq and is a predicted model, not a curated record. The transcript is spliced from 5 exons. The coding region runs from base 279 to 1325 and encodes 348 amino acids. NCBI's taxonomy places the organism in Eukaryota, Viridiplantae, Streptophyta, Magnoliopsida, Fabales, Fabaceae. Gene Ontology annotation, biological process: salicylic acid metabolic process; jasmonic acid metabolic process.
AUGAGAAUUAGCAUUGAAAUGAUGAAAUCAAGUAUCGUGUCGUUGAAUUGAAACCCUGAAAAAAAGCAUUUAAUAACCUCUAAAAUCAGUUGAGUCUUCGUUUCAUUCAUUCUCAUAUUUCUUUCUUUAUUUUUAUUUAUUUUUCUCGCAUUUAUUCCAACAACAACUCCUUCACUCAACAACUCUCCCAACCACGGAAAACGACAUACCCAGAACGAAAAAUCGUGACUUUCUUCAAUUUCCAGCAAUUUUGUGUGGAAAAAUUGAGUUUGGAAAUCAUGGGUAAUCGUUUUGUGUGCAUGACGAAGAAGGACUCCAAAGAGAUUGGAUCCAGAAGCAAGAGAAUGGGUGGUGGUGGUAGAUCACAGAGGAAGAUGAUGACUGAAGAAGACUUGCAUCUUCAAGCACUUUCCAUGGCCCUUCAGCAGCAUCAAUUGUCUCAGAGGUUUGAAGGUUCCAUGUCUAGGAGAAUUGGUUCCACUAGCUCUAGAAGGAGAACUUUACCUGAUUCAGUUCCAGUCAACAACAAGCAGGUUCCAGAAGAUCUGGAGAACAUUAAAAUAAAGAAGUUUGUAUUAAUCCAUGGAGAAGGUUUUGGAGCAUGGUGUUGGUACAAGACUGUUGCCUCUCUAGAAGAAGCAGGACUGCUUCCUGUUGCCUUAGAUCUUACAGGUUCUGGAAUUGAUCUCACAGACACCAACAGUGUCACUACAUUGGCAGAAUAUUCAAAACCUUUAACUGUUUAUCUUGAAAACCUUCCUGAAGAUGAAAAGGUUAUUCUUGUUGGUCAUAGCAUUGGUGGUGCUUGCAUUUCUUACGCGUUGGAGCAUUAUCCACAGAAGAUCUCAAAAGCAAUUUUCCUGUGUGCUACAAUGGUGACCGAUGGCCAAAGGCCUUUUGAUGUUUUUGCUGAACAGCUAGGAUCUGCUGAACGUUUUAUGGAAGAAUCGAAGUUUCUGAUAUAUGGGAAUGGUAAAGAAAAGCCCCCAACAGGAUUUAUGUUUGAGAAAGAGCAGAUGAAAGGGUUAUAUUUUAACCAAUCCCCAACAAAGGAUAUUGCUUUAGCCAUGGUUUCAAUGAGACAUAGCCCUCUUGGUCCAAUCAUGGAGAAGCUGUGUUUAUCUCCUGACAAAUAUGGUGCUGGCCGCCGAUUUUACAUUCAAACCCUCGAUGAUCGUGCGCUUUCACCGGAUGUGCAAGAGAAGCUAGUGAGGGAAAACCCACCUGAGGGAGUUUACAAAAUCAAAGGCAGUGAUCACUGUCCAUUCUUCUCUAAGCCACAAUCUCUCCACAAAAUUUUGGUGGAAAUAGCUCAAAUUCCAUAGCUAAAUGGUCACCAUGAUUUGUUUUUAUCUUUCCACCCCCAACUUACAUUAAAGAGUAGAGUUGCUAUGGCAUUUAUUGACCAUCAUAUAUGGAACCCCAAUUGGGAGAGGUAUUUUUUAUUUAUUUUUAUAUAAUCAUGAAAUAUAAUAGAGGAAGGGAGCAUGAUUUCAUUGCCUUUGAAACAACAUUAGUAUUCAACUAGUAAGUAUAAGUAACUUCUGUAAGCCUUGUUAUUUUUUUCCGUGCUUAUUGUAUAUAGUAAUAGUAAUAGUAAUAUUAAUUUUUGUACUUUA